Molecule: messenger RNA, 2373 nt
Organism: Physcomitrium patens
Lineage: Eukaryota; Viridiplantae; Streptophyta; Bryopsida; Funariales; Funariaceae
Product: glucomannan 4-beta-mannosyltransferase 9
Cellular component (GO): Golgi apparatus
Molecular function (GO): mannan synthase activity
Source: RefSeq, a predicted model, not a curated record
AACCCCAAGCCUCGGCACUCAUUCACCGCGGGCCGUUGCUUAUUACCUCUCCUAACUCUAGCGUUUCUGAGGCAUUACAUAUCCUGGUCGGUCACAGUGGAGUUAAACUGGUAGCGGGGAGCCUUAGAACGGCCACUCGAUGGCAGUGUCUGCAGUCUGACUUGUAAGGUGCAGUUUCUAGCUGGGGAAGUCUGCUGAGGCGAACUGUCUAGCCGCGGCAAUGAGAAUCACUACUUGCUGCUUAUCAAAACUCGAGUGGCGAGAGUAACUGGGUGGGAAGAGGGAUUCAGCUGGGUGCAGAGUGCAUGUGCUCAUAUGAACCUGAGGAGAUCAGCAGUGGCUUCAACCAGAGUGCUGUUGCAACUCUGCGAGUCUCAGGGCUGGUCGUCAGAUCUACAUUGAUACCGAAUCCUGAGUUGCAGAAUUAUCACAAAUGAUGACCAGUUGCAGUUAGGCCUGUGCAGACAGAGGGUCUGAGAUUUGGGAGGCAGUUGUGGGUUUUGGUAGUUCCUUUUUUUGAGCCAGCGCGCUGCAAACCUCAGUCCGGUCGAGCGAAAUGGCGGAAAGCGCACGCGGGGGUACGUUUUCGGUCCUAGUGGACCAGCUGCUGCAGCUAUGGUUGGACGUGAGGAGCCCCAUCGUGGCUCCACUGCUGCAAUUCGCCAUCAACGUGUGCCUGGUGAUGGUGACAAUGCUGUUCGUCGAGCGGAUAUUCAUGUGCGGGGUGAUGGUUUUCGUGAAGUUGCUUCGGCGCACCCCCGAAACACAAUUUAAGUUUGAGCCCCUCCGCGAUGAUUUAGAAUUCGGAAACUCGUCGUUCCCCAUGGUUCUGGUGCAGAUCCCCAUGUUCAACGAGCGAGAGGUGUACCAACUCUCGAUACAGGCAGCGUGUGGGCUGUCCUGGCCAGGGGAUCGGAUGAUCAUCCAAGUGCUUGAUGAUUCAACGGAUCAGACUACAAGGGAUUUGGUGCAAAUGGAGUGCCAACGCUGGGCAAGCAAGGGCAUCAAUAUCAGGUACGAGACACGGCCCAACCGAAAGGGAUACAAGGCCGGCGCGUUGCGCCAGGGUAUGAAGUGGCCAUAUGUGCAAACAUGCGACUAUGUAGCUAUCUUCGACGCUGACUUCCAGCCUGAGCCGGAGUUUCUUCAACGCACGGUGCCUUUCCUCGUACACAACUCGAAUCUCGCACUCGUUCAAGCCCGCUGGAAGUUUGUGAACGCAAAUGAGUGCCUGAUGACGAAGAUGCAAGAGGUAUCCUUGAACUACCACUUCUCGGUGGAGCAAAGAGUUGGGUCUGCCACAUACGGGUUCUUCGGGUUCAACGGCACUGCAGGAGUGUGGAGAAUCCGCGCCAUGGAGGAGGCGGGAGGAUGGAACGAUCGCACCACGGUGGAGGACAUGGACCUGGCAGUGCGCGCCAGUCUGUGCGGAUGGAAGUUUGUGUACAUUCACGAUCUGGAGGUGAAGAAUGAGCUGCCCAGCACUUUCAAGGCGUUCCGAUUCCAGCAGCACAGAUGGUCGUGCGGGCCGGCCAACCUGUUUCGCAAGGUGCUGCCAUCCAUUUUGAAGAACCAGAAUCUGAAGCUGUGGAAGAGGUUGCACAUGAUCUAUGCCUUCUUCUUCGUGCGCAAGGUUGUGGCUCAUAUUGUGACAUUCACCUUCUACUGCGUGGUGAUUCCUGCUUCCGUGUUGGUCCCCGAGGUCGACCUACCAUUCUGGGGAGCUGUGUAUGUGCCGUCGAUCAUCACACUGCUGAACGCCAUCACCACCCCCAAGUCUCUACACUUGUUGGUGUUCUGGAUCCUGUUCGAGAACGUGAUGUCGCUGCACCGGACAAAGGCGACGAUUAUCGGAUUGUUUGACAUUGGUAAUGUGAACGAGUGGGUGGUGACUGAGAAGCUCGGAAACUUGAUGAAGUACAGGUCUUCCAAGUACGGGAAGAAGUACACGCUGCAGCGCAUGGCAAGCAACAUGCUAGCAAGAGGGUGGAAAAUGUCCGAAAGGAUGCACCUCUUGGAAGUGUGGACCGGAGGGUUCCUGAUGUUCUGCGCUGUAUACGAUUUCUACUUCCAGGGCAAGAACCACUUCUACGUGUAUCUGUUUUUGCAAUCGUGCGCAUUCCUGGUAAUGGGCUUCGGCUACGUAGGCACAUUCGUCCCCCACUAUUCGUAGACGAUUCCGAAAUGGGAAUGUCGAGAAGCUAAUCCAAUUUUCCUAGCCACGCUCGGGUGUCAGGUGUACUGCCUCGCACAGAUUACUAGUUAAGUAGAUAAAAUUUAUCAGUGGUUCAGCCACAAAGACCUUGUAACAUAAAGCCUGUAAUAAAGGCACUUCAUGAAGUUUACAUGGAAAAGUACUGUCUCUACUCGCAA